Messenger RNA from Cryptomeria japonica (Japanese cedar), 3017 nucleotides. RefSeq names its product long-chain-alcohol oxidase FAO1. The record is from RefSeq and is a predicted model, not a curated record. Gene Ontology annotation, molecular function: flavin adenine dinucleotide binding; long-chain-alcohol oxidase activity. The coding region runs from base 159 to 2417 and encodes 752 amino acids. Lineage: Eukaryota; Viridiplantae; Streptophyta; Pinopsida; Cupressales; Cupressaceae. The transcript has 3 exons.
UAAAAAACUUUUGUACAAGGGAAAGAAGACACAUUCCUGCAAGCAAAAUAAAAGGAAGAAGCAAUCCUGUGUGCGCCUGUAGAAGCCUCUACUUUAAUGCUUGUGGGCUCAAGUAGAAUAAAUAGGCAAUGGGAGGAGAGCAGACUUAGGCAUAGCUUAUGAGCAUGGAGGGAAAGAAUAGUGCACAUCCUCUACUAAAGGGUGGGAGACCAGCAUAUCCCCAUGGCUUUUCCUCUGGAGAAAUAGAGUCUCUUGCAGCGUUAUGUGAUACCUUCAUACCUGCUCUCCAUUGUUAUGGUGAUUCUAAGGCAGAGGAUGCCCAUGAUUUUAGAAGGAUUUCAGGAUCUCAGUUUGGAGUUCCAGACUAUAUAGCGGGGAUGGUAACGAUGCAUUUCCCAAGAGCAGCAGUUUUGAUGGUGAGAUUGGUGCUGCUGUGCUUGUACACUCGCCUCGGAACGCUGCUCUUGUGCGGAAGGGCGAGUCUUUCGAAAGCAUCGCCUUUCCUCCACCUGCAAAACUUCGCUGCAAUUCCACCGGAUGUGAGAGAGAAAAUAGUGCUUCAGUGGUCGCGAGUCACAGGAUCCAUUUUCGACCCAGUUUUCCAUGUCAUUUUCAAAACUUUUAAGGCGCUCUGUCUCUAUUUGUUUUACUCCAAGGCAGAUGAAAGCGGUUCGAAUCCAUGCUGGAAAGCAAUCGACUAUUCUCCGCCGUAUAUACCGCAGGUGGAGAAGAGGGCGUUGGAACAGGGGAUAAUUGAUGCAUCUUCAGAAACCCCAGAACGGCUUGAAAGCUUCCUAAUGGAGGCAGGGUUUCCAUUUGAAUCAAGCAAAGAAAGCGAGGACGGAUCAAGGAUAUGGAAGGUGAAAUGCGACUGUGUAGUGGUGGGAUCAGGUGCGGGAGGAGGCGUUGCAGCAGGGAAAUUGGCGGCGGCAGGGCACAGAGUAUUGGUGGUGGAAAAGGGAAAAUACUUUGCUGCAGGGGAUCUGUCAUUACUGGAAGGACCGUCUAUGGAUCAAAUGUAUGCUCGAGGAGGGCUACUCUCAACCCCGGACGUCAAGGUCAGCAUUCUGGCAGGAGCCACAGUAGGAGGCGGCUCCUCUAUUAAUUGGUCUGCGUGCAUUCGGACGCCUGAUCAUGUACUCAAAGAAUGGGCAGAAGUAGAGGGUUUAACUCUUUUCCAGAGCCAAGAAUACGAGAGUGCAAUGACUGAGGUAUGGGAAAGGGCGGGAGUGAACAGCGAAAACGGAACAGAGAGCUUUCAGAACAGAGUGCUCAGAAAGGGAUGCGGAGCUCUAGGGUUUGAAGUAACCGAUGUUUCAGUGAAUGCCACGCCGGGGCAUAAUUGUGGAUCGGCCUGUUCCUUUGGCUGCAGGACGGGGCAGAAAAAGGGGACUCCUGAUACAUGGCUGCUCGAUGCUGUGGCAGCUGGUGCGCGAAUUCUUACAGGCUGUGAAGCCACCAGGGUUACCUGGAGUAGAAACCCUAAUUGUACACAAUUCAAGGAAAAGAGAGCAACAGGCGUUCUCUGUAGGGCAGGUCGCAACCAGAUUUUGGUGGAGGCCAAAGCCACAAUAGUUGCAGGCGGAACGCUCAUGACUCCUGGCCUUCUUCUCGCCAGUGGCCUGAGAAACCCUAAUAUCGGCAAAAACCUUCAUCUUCAUCCCGUGAGAAUGGCGUGGGGUUAUUUUCCACCACAAGAUGAUCCAGCGGGUCGAUGCUCUGAGGGUAACAUAAUCACGGCCAUGUGUAAACACAUCCCCAAAUCUUACGGCACGAUCAUUCAAAACCCCGCAUUGGGUCCCGGCUGCUUCGCCUCCAUCACGCCUUGGAUUUCCGGGGCAGACAUGAAAGAGAGAAUGAAGAAAUACCAGCGGACUGCACAUUUGUUCGCUCUAACCCGAGACAGGGGAAGCGGAAGUGUAGGGCAGUCAUUGGAGGUGGAUUACAGGAUCAGAGAUCCGUCUGACAAGAGAAAUAUGGACGAGGGUUUGGAAAUUGCUCUCCGAAUUCUCAUCGCUGCAGGCGCAACCGAGGUCGGAACUCACCACAGCGAUGGCCGUGUGCUGAAAGUGGACAGAAGUAAAGACAUGGAGAUGGAAAUUCAGAGGUAUUUGAAGGAAAAUGGCGGAUGGUGCCCUGUGAUUUCUGCGCACCAGAUGGGCAGCUGCCGGAUGGGAGUGAAUCCCUCCACCUCAUGUGUGGAUGAAAAGGGGGAAAGCUGGGAGAUCGAAGGCCUGUUUCUGAGCGAUGCUAGUGUUUUCCCUACUGCUUUGGGUGUCAAUCCCAUGAUCACCAUUCAGUCAAUUGCUCUCUGCAUUUCGAACCGCGUUUCAAAUUUUCUCCAACAAAUCAGAUCUUCUCAUCUUUUAGAGUUUGAAUUCGCUCCCCACCAGAGUGUUCCAUUAAAAAACAACUAGAAUUCAUUGAAGCAAAUAUCCUCACCCAAGUGUUCAAUUAGAUUAUAACUAGAAUUCAUUGGAGAAAUAAUCCCCACCAGAGUGUUCCAUUAGAAAAGAACUAGAAUUCACUGAGAAAUAAUCCCCACCAGCAGUGUUCAAUUAGAUUGUAACUAGAAUUCAUUGGAGAAAUAAUAAUACCCACCACCAGAGUGUUCCAUUAGAAAAUAACUAGAAUUCACUGAGAAAUAAUCCCCAGCAGAGUGGUCCAUUAAAAAAUAACUAGAAUUCAUUCGAAAAUAAAAAAUCCCCACCAGAUUCUUCCAUUAAAACAUGACUAGAAUUAAUUGAAAAAAAAAGCCCAUGCACAGUGUUCUAUUAAAAUAAGAUUUCAUAGCAGAAAGAAUCAUGAAGAAAUGAUAACCAAGAAAGGCAAAGAAUGUGUAUAUACGCAUCUGAGGUUGUCUCACAUUGUAGUAUAUGUGGAUAUAUACACUGCUGUACGAUAGGGAUAUUGUUUUUCUCUGAAUUCAGUUUUAAUUUUUAAAAUUUAUUAUUAAUAUUUUAAUAAUAAGGGGGUGAGAUUUGAAUCUGUAUUAGGCAACCUCUAUAUGGUUUGGC